Penicillium hordei is the source of this 375-nucleotide messenger RNA. RefSeq lists its product as uncharacterized. Lineage: Eukaryota; Fungi; Ascomycota; Eurotiomycetes; Eurotiales; Aspergillaceae. The record is from RefSeq and is a predicted model, not a curated record. The coding region runs from base 1 to 375 and encodes 124 amino acids. The transcript has 2 exons.
AUGGCGGCGGAAGGAUAUGUGAGACACAUCAAGAUUGACUACUCUAAGGAAUCACUACGCGAUGCAUUCAAAGAUCAAGAUGCGGUCAUAAGCACGAUUUCUAGCACCCCCCCCCCAAGAGGUCUAUCCGCCAUAUCCGCCGCCGUGAAAGUCUUCUUCCCAUCCAAGUUUGGUAUUGACACUUCGGAUAGUUCGGCGUCUGAGUAUGUUCCAUUCCUCGUGGAUAAGCUCCAAACCGUCGACUACCUUAAGGUUCCGCAAGACAAGGUCUCUCGGACAGCAGUGAUCACGGGAUCUAUGUUCGACUGGAGCUGGAAUGUCCCCGGAUUUGGACGCUUGAAUGUGCCUGCGGGUACUGUUACGGUAUUUGAUUGA